Molecule: messenger RNA, 330 nt
Organism: Lottia gigantea (owl limpet)
Lineage: Eukaryota; Metazoa; Mollusca; Gastropoda; Lottiidae
Exons: 1
Biological process (GO): G protein-coupled receptor signaling pathway
Cellular component (GO): membrane
Molecular function (GO): G protein-coupled receptor activity
Source: RefSeq, a predicted model, not a curated record
UACGGAAAAGGUGUUUGUACAUGGAUGUUCAAUAGCAUUGGAAUAAUUGUUGCUUUUUAUGUUCCGGUCUGCAUCUCAUUAUUGGUCAACAUCGUCAGCUUCAUAAUAACAUUGUGUGGAAUUGAACGAAGUAGCAUAUCAUCAACUGUAACCAACUUGGAAAAUCACCGCCCACACAGGCAACGAUGCUUGAUCUAUACAAAACUUUCAUUCAUUAUGGGACUCACUUGGAUCUUCGGCAUUGUUGGAGCUAUUGUUCAUAAUGAAAUCCUUUGGUACGUUUUCAUCAUCUUCAAUGGUCUUCAAGGUUUCUUUAUUUUCCUAUCGUUU